AUGUGGCUGUUUUGGGGAGUGGCCUGCUUUGUCCAGCAGGCUCUGAAAUCUGAAGAAUUCAUAAGCGGAAGACAUUUGAAUCCUCAAGAAUUCAUGACUAUUCCCGAAAUCAUCCAGUAUUGGGAAUACCCCAGUGAAGAGUAUGCAAUAUUGACAGAGGAUGGCUAUUACCUGCAGGCAAACAGAAUUCCACAUGGAAUAAACUGUUCUGAGAAGACAGGGCACAGAUCAGUUGUGUUAUUGGUAGCUGAUUUGUUUUUGGAAGGCAGGAGCUGGAUUGCAAAUCUACCCUGCAAUAGUCUGGGAUUUAUUCUAGCAGAUGCUGGUUAUGAUGUCUGGAUACUAAACAACAGGGGGACCACCUGGUCUAGAAGACACAAGCGCUUCUCUAUAUUUCAAAAAGAAUUUUGGAAUUUCAGUUUUCAUGAAAUGGCAAUCUAUGAUAUUCCAGCAGCCAUAAACUUUAUUCUGCAGAAGACUAAGCAAAAAAGCUUGUAUUAUAUUGGUCAUUCCCAGGGAGGUGCAUUGGGUUUAAUUGCCUUUUCCACCAUGCCUCAGCUUGCUAAAAAGGUUAAACUCUUCAUGGCCUUUGCUCCUGCCUACACAUUGGUAGGCUUCAGUGGAUUCUUUUCAUUCCUUCUACACCUUCCUGAAGCAUUGAUAAGACUUAUAUGGGGCGAUAAAGAAUACUGUGUUCUCAGUAAUGAAAUAAAAGCUAUCAAUGCGAAGAUAUGCAGCCAUCCAGUAAUUGACAAAAUUUGUCUACAACUCCUUUCCUUUCUUCAAGGAAGCAAUGAAAAAAACCUAAAUGUGAGUCGGGUAGAUGUGUAUGUUGGAAUUUUGCCUGAUUUUUCUUCUGUAAAAACUAUCAUACAUUGGAGUCAGGUUGCUAAAUCAAACCAAUUUAAAUAUUUUGAUUAUGGAUCAAAUAACAAAGCUGUCUACAACAUGAUCACCAUCAUAAGACUGCUGCACCUCUGCUACAAAUACUUUGGUUGA
Messenger RNA from Lacerta agilis (Sand lizard), 999 nucleotides. RefSeq names its product lysosomal acid lipase/cholesteryl ester hydrolase-like. The record is from RefSeq and is a predicted model, not a curated record. The transcript has 9 exons. Gene Ontology annotation, biological process: lipid metabolic process. NCBI's taxonomy places the organism in Eukaryota, Metazoa, Chordata, Lepidosauria, Squamata, Lacertidae. Bases 1 to 999 code for a protein of 332 amino acids.